This is a messenger RNA of Fonsecaea multimorphosa CBS 102226, 909 nucleotides long. RefSeq lists its product as uncharacterized. Gene Ontology annotation, molecular function: oxidoreductase activity. The record is from RefSeq and is a predicted model, not a curated record. Bases 1 to 909 code for a protein of 302 amino acids. The transcript has a single exon. NCBI's taxonomy places the organism in Eukaryota, Fungi, Ascomycota, Eurotiomycetes, Chaetothyriales, Herpotrichiellaceae.
AUGUCGUCGAAUCAGGAUCAACUCAACUCGCGCAACCAGGACUUCAAACUCGACAGGCUGUUCGAUGUCUCGGGCAAAGUCGCUCUCGUGACCGGCGGUGGCAGCGGGAUCGGGUUGAUGAUCACGCAGGCACUGGCGACCAACGGCGCCAAGGUGUACAUCUGCGGCCGCACCGAGGAGAAGCUGGAGCGCGUGGCCGAGCUUUACGGCAAGGACAUCCCGGGGCAAAUCAUCGCCAUGACGGCCGACGUGUCGCAAAAGGACGAGAUCAAGAAACUCGUAUCCGAAAUCUCGUCCAAGGAGUCGUGCUUGAGCAUCCUGGUCAACAACGCCGGGAUCGCGCUCAACACGCAGCAAACCGAGGCGUCGUCGGCGGAAGAAAUGUCCAAGAACCUAUUCGACGACGAGAACGAGACCUUCGACAUGUGGACCGACACCUACCGGACCAACGUCCCGCAAUUGUUCUUCAUGACCACCGCCUUCCUCCCCCUUCUGCAGGCGGCACACAAGCAGCACGACAACUUCUCGGGAACCGUCAUCAACAUCUCUUCCAUCUCGGGCAUCGUCAAGACGAGUCAGCACCAUUUUGCAUAUAACGCAAGUAAAGCCGCCGCUAUACAUUUGACGUCCAUGCUGGCCAACGAGGUCGCGCAAAAUGGGUUGAGGAUCAGAAUCAACAGUAUCGCCCCCGGCGUGUUUCCCAGCGAAAUGACCGCCAAAGAGAGCGGCGAUGACCAAAAAUCCCACAUCCCCCGUGAAAAGUACGAGUCCAAGGUCCCCGCCACACGGCCGGGAGAGGACCGCGACAUGGCCAACGCAAUCCUCUUCGCAGCUACGAACCAGUACCUCAAUGGCCAGACCGUCGCUGUUGAUGGCGGAUACAUCCUGAGUGCCGGGAGCGGGCCGUGA